AUGAAGAAAUUUUGCAUGUCAGAGUUUCUUAAUGGAAAGAUGCUUGAUCAACUUCUUCCCAUAAGAAAAGAUGAGAUAAACCGAUUUUUGCAGAUGAUAGUGAAAAAAAGUGAAGUAAAUGAGGCUGUGAAUGUUACUAACGAGCUUUUGAAACUUACAAAUAGUAUAGUGAUGAAAAUGUCAAUAGGAAAAAGCUGUUUUAAAGAAGAUGAUGAAGCUCAUAAGGUUACAGAAAGGGUGAGAGAAUCUGCUAUGGUGAGUGGAAUGUUUAAUUUGGCUGAUUAUUUUUGGUUUUGUAAGAGAUUGGAUAUUCAAGGAAUUGAGAAAAGGUUAAAGGAUGUUCAUGAUAGGUUUGAUAAUAUGAUGGAGAAUAUUAUCAAAGAGCAUGAAGAGGGUAGAAGUAAAUUAGAAAGAAAGGAUGGUGCAAAGGAUGUAUUAGAUGCUCUUUUGAGUAUUUAUGAAGAUCAAAACUCAGUGAUCAAAAUAACUAGAGAUAACUGA
Trifolium pratense (red clover) is the source of this 501-nucleotide messenger RNA. RefSeq names its product 3,9-dihydroxypterocarpan 6A-monooxygenase-like. Gene Ontology annotation, molecular function: iron ion binding; heme binding; oxidoreductase activity, acting on paired donors, with incorporation or reduction of molecular oxygen. Bases 1 to 501 code for a protein of 166 amino acids. The record is from RefSeq and is a predicted model, not a curated record. Lineage: Eukaryota; Viridiplantae; Streptophyta; Magnoliopsida; Fabales; Fabaceae. The transcript has a single exon.